Molecule: messenger RNA, 1817 nt
Organism: Chlamydomonas reinhardtii
Lineage: Eukaryota; Viridiplantae; Chlorophyta; Chlorophyceae; Chlamydomonadales; Chlamydomonadaceae
Exons: 3
Coding region: 195-386 (63 amino acids)
Source: RefSeq, a predicted model, not a curated record
AUCUCACAAUGCUUGCAACGUUGCAGAAGGCAGCAGUUCUCGGGGGUCAAGCCAUUUCGCUGGCGUCGACCUCGCCUUUGCAAGCAGCAAUAAUUAGGGCACUAAGCCAAACAUCUCUACCACCUAAACCUCAGGAGCCGAGUCCGGAAGACUGUUGCCAGAGCGGCUGCAACAAUUGCGUAUGGGAGGUUUAUAUGGAGCAGCUUUCAAGUUGGAAGGCAGCUGUUGCCGCUCAGGGCAACCGUCGGAGUAAGCCGACUGAGGCUGACACCCCUGACACCACGCCUGGACAUACGGUGGGCGAGCCCGUGGGCAUGGCUGCCUUUCAUGAGCUCGAGCGGCAGCUCAAGGCGCAGCAGCCGGAGCAUAGCGGCGGAGGUACAUGAAGACGGAUGAUGAGGCUUGAGUAUACAACUGCAGUCCUGUGGCGUCGACUUCCAAGCGCCGGGCCUGCGCUGGCCUGCCCGACGGCGAGUGCGUGCGACACCUGGUCGGACGCUUUGGGCGGAGGGCGGAGGUUGCUGGGUUCUAGCCUGGACAAGCGCUACGUCGUAUGAUGUGUCUUACCUUUGCGUAUGCGUCUGUGGUACUGCAGAUGGUCCAGCGACCGUAUCCAACUGGACUGGCAUCUGUGCCGGACAAGACGGAUACCGGCCUGUGCCCUGGCCAAUAGCGCGCCGCGCACACCCGCAGGCCCGGUGGCUAAUCCAGCAGGCCCGGUGGCGCGCACACCCGCAGGCCCGGUGGCGGCAUGUGCACCAGACCGUAUUUAUGUGAUGAUGGUGAACGUAACAAGCUGCCUGAUUGGCCCCAUACCACCCGGCCACCGCCCCCCGGCCACGGCGUUCAUGCCGUAGACUGCCUUACCAGUUCACACCGUCACCAACAUGCAGCAGCUCUUCGGUGUGUGCAGUCUGCGGGAGCAAGGCCACAGCGGAUUGUGCCGCAUUAGCGUAAAUAGACAUGUUAGAAGGAAUUGCGCACUACGACCUGGUCUACUGCCAAGUGCGCUAACAGAUUACGGACUUGGAGUACUUGCGGUGCAUGCGGCGUCGAAGUGGCCUUGGGGGUUCGGCAGCAUCAUUUGCUAGUCAGUGUCGUGGGUUCUGAAAGUAGAAUUUCGUUGUAGCAAUAUGUGAUUUGCCUUGCGACUCCCUUGCUGCUGGUGAUUGCUUAGCCCUGUGGAAUGCGCGGCCGCGUCCGGCGCUGUGUCAGGCUGUCAGCCGGUGUGUCGUGUUCCUGCCUGCUCUGUACCUCUAGCAGAAGCGGUUGGUGAUGGCUGAUCGUGUCGCUGGUGGUCCGCUGUCGUCGUUGACGGCCUUGUCCAAUGGUGCGGCGAUUGUCUCCAACUUCGGGAGCCGUCUGCAGUGUUUUGCUAACCUGGGGUAUUUAUGCUCGUGGGCCUCUUGCGCUGCUGCCAAACGCUUCCGCAUUUGUACGUUUCUACACUGUGUUUGUGCGUGUCUAUGCUAGUAUCCUACGGGUGAUUCACGGGAUCUUCAUCAGUUCAUUCAUGGGGGAUUGGGGGAUUGGGGGUUGCCUGUGAGUAGAGCGCUAGCAGGCCUGCUGAGGAUGUGUCCAGCGAUGACCAGGCGAGCCUUCGGAUCCGAGGAUGGACGUUAUGUUCUCAGUUCUAUGGCAUUUCAAUCUCAAUCCUGUUCCUUUGCUGUGAGAACAAGUUGGCCUACAAGAAGGUGGCGCGUCCCCGCCGGGGUUAUUGACACGGCCAUCGUGCCAGGUACGUCCGGAGUGUGCUGUUUGAUCCUGGAAUUGACCUCUGCUGAACUGAAUUGUAAUGUUUGUAAAUUAUAAGAGGC